GCUCUGACUUCGACCAAACAUUUGUUGUGAAUGCGCUUUCCUUUAUUAUUUAUUGUAAAUAUAGUAGUUUCCAGAAAAUAAUGCCAUGUCAUUGCCCAAACAGGCGAGGGAUAUUAUUCCGGACUACCACGUGGAGGAUGGAACGUACUCCGGAGAUGUAUCACCCCAGGAAUUCCUCUACUGCAAAAGCUGCGGCAAAGUCUACGAGAACAGCAAGGAGUACGCUAGAGAUCAUAUCCGGAUAGGUGGGUGCUGUGGCGGCGCCAGCGAGGGAUUAGAGAUUGUAGAAGAAGUCCCAGAAGAUUGCAUUUUGGAAGAGGUUGGCGACGAGGACAUUGUCGAUGCGGAUGUGCCACUUUGGGAGGUAGUAGAAGUUCCAGAUAACAUCCAGGUGGAGCAGGACGAGGCCAGUCAGUCAGAUCGCUACUUUUGUUACGAUUGCCACAGCAUUUUCGAAAACCGGAAUAGCGCCGAGGAUCACGUUUGUCCGCAGGCGGAAUUUGGAGGAAGUUCCACCCAGCAAGUCGGCGAAGUCAAAACUCCUACACGGCGAAAGUUGACAAGUGUCAAUGCAAAAACAGAUCCAAAAGAUGCUUCUUCGGUCAUUAAAUGUGGGAUCUGCAACACCGUAUUCAGCUCAGACAAGUUCCUCAAGUUCCAUAUGCGCAUCCACGAUAGGCGCGCUUCCAAGAGCAUUCAGGACGCACUUCCUGUAGGUGCCCAUCAGCAGUACAGCGAGCUGGAUCAGUUUUACUGCGAAAUCUGCAACAAGAGUUUUGACGAAAACCUUUUGACGAUACACAAACAGAUGCACCAGCAGAGUACUAGCGAGAUUAUGUGCAGCAUUUGCAACCGGAAGUUCGAGAACGACGUAACAUACCAGAUGCACCAAAAAAUUCAUGAAAAACCUCGGGACUCCGAUAUGUCUAGUAAAGUAAACCAGCGUUCUAGUCUCGAUAAGGAUAAACCCGGGUUUCCCUGUCAGUACUGCGAGCGGGUAUUCACCCGUCCCUUUGAAAAGGUCAAACACGAACGGGUCCACACCGGAGAGAAGCCCUACGCCUGCGAGGUCUGCGGAAAGACAUUUCGCGUGUCUUAUUCACUAACCCUUCAUCUGCGCACUCACACCAACAUUCGACCGUAUGUGUGCACGGUGUGCAACAAGCGCUUUAAAUCGCACCAAGUGUACUCCCACCAUCUGCGCAUACACAGCUCGGAGCGACAGUUUGCCUGCGAUUCUUGCCCUAAGUCGUUUCGCACCUCAGUUCAACUGUACGCCCAUAAAAACACCCACACCAAGCCGUACCAGUGUGCCAUAUGCAACCGGCCCUUCUCCUCGAUGUACGCCGUCAAGAAUCACAUGCAGACCCACAAUGACGAUAAGAGCGUUGGAGGCGCUAGCUCUAGAACGACGUCAGUUAAAAGCGGACAACUUACGAAAAGCCAGACAGUAGGGAAGCAUUAUUGCAGUACUUGUGGUGCUGAAUAUGCCCGCCUCUUCGCUUUACGCGUGCACAUGAAGUCAGCUCACGGUGUAAUAGAAAAUGGAUCAUUACAGCACGAGAAACCCUCCGGCGUAACUGAAGAUGCCGACGACUCUGAGACAGCGGUACUGAUAGCCGCCGCCGAGGCAGAUGCUGCUUAUAUUAAUGCUGUGGUAAACGAUGUAGAUGUCGUGGGCUCCGUACCCUCCUACGAGGAGUGUGUUGAAUUUGAUGAGGAUAACUUUCACAGCGAAGAAAUUAUUACAGAUUGGCUUAAGUAACUAUUAGCAUUUCUACUCCGACUAGCAAAUAAAUUAUUGUUUUAGCAAUCGUA
Molecule: messenger RNA, 1818 nt
Organism: Drosophila eugracilis
Lineage: Eukaryota; Metazoa; Arthropoda; Insecta; Diptera; Drosophilidae
Product: zinc finger protein 260
Exons: 5
Coding region: 86-1765 (559 amino acids)
Biological process (GO): regulation of transcription by RNA polymerase II
Cellular component (GO): nucleus
Molecular function (GO): RNA polymerase II transcription regulatory region sequence-specific DNA binding; DNA-binding transcription factor activity, RNA polymerase II-specific
Source: RefSeq, a predicted model, not a curated record